AUGGACACCGGAGAGCUCACGGAACGAGAAGUAGCAACGAGGCUCUCCAGGACAGAGAACACUGCUCCUGGAGAUGACAGGCUCACCUACAGCCACUGGAAGCGAGAAGACCCAGGAUGCCGUGUAAUCACAGCCAUCCUCAACAUAUGCUUCAGUCAACAAAGGAUCUCAGAGGCUUGCAAGUCUUCCCGGACGGUACUCAUCCCCAAGGCAGGUGACCCUAAUGACAUCACAAACUGGAGAUCAAUUACACUCUACCGCACCAUAUACAAGUUGUAUACUGGUUGCCUCUCCUCUAGACUGGGAAACUGGAUCGUCGAUAACGAAGUGGUGUGUCCCGCCUAG
Molecule: messenger RNA, 345 nt
Organism: Procambarus clarkii (red swamp crayfish)
Lineage: Eukaryota; Metazoa; Arthropoda; Malacostraca; Decapoda; Cambaridae
Source: RefSeq, a predicted model, not a curated record